This is a messenger RNA of Scutellospora calospora, 729 nucleotides long. NCBI's taxonomy places the organism in Eukaryota, Fungi, Glomeromycota, Glomeromycetes, Diversisporales, Gigasporaceae. The record is from the annotation of a GenBank genome assembly.
CAAGUCCUGAAGUUAUCAUAACAAAUGAAACUUGGCCCGACCAGACAGGAAUAUUAAAAACUAAUACAGUUUUACAGUAUGAUGCUGACUUACAGAAAGUUGAGUUGUGGGGUUCUCCUGCAUUGGCUCAACGAUAUAGACGUCGAAGGAACAAUAAUUCAAAACCUGUUGAAUUAUUUAAAUUACAUUUGAUGGACACUUUGGAAGAUCAAAUGCCUACUUUGCCAGAAGGGUUAGAUUAUAGGAAAGCAAUUACCGAUUAUCUUUGCAAAUUAGGUGAAGUAAGUACCUUGGUUAAAUCGACGAUUGACAUUCGCUGGCCACAAAUUGACUUUUUUAAAAAUGUAUUGCUUAUUCUUACUGUCCCUGUGGAGUACUCUGAAAAAAAAAAGGCAAUAAUGAAGCAAUGCGCUUUUGAUGCUGGUUUAAUAAAAUCGACCAUUACUACUAAUUUAAAAAUUACAACUGAACCAUCGUUUCUAAUCGUAGAUAUAGGAGGUGGUACUGUAGACUUAACUGUUAGAAAAUUAUUAGUAAAUAGUAAAUUAGGUGAAAUAACUGAACAAACUGGUGAAUGUUGUGGUGGAAGUUUUGUUGAUAAAGAAUUUAUUAAAUUUGUUACAAGAAAAAUUGGUGAAUCACCAAUGUAUUUACUUAAAGAAUUUCAUUAUGGUAUAGUACAAUAUAUGGUUCAGGAAUUUAGUAGAUCUACUAAAAUUCCAUUUACUG